AUGUCCAACACUACGGGCCAGGGCGACUCCCAGCCCACCGAGGCGGCCUCGGUGCCAAACCCUCAACCAUCAUCUCCCGCCGACAACAACAACACCGACAACAACUCGGCCGAUAAUAACUCGCCCUCGACUGCGGGUAACAAUUCUCCUACAUCUGCCGCCAACCCGCCGGCCACUUCAGAUUCAAACGACAACAAUGCGUCAGCUACCAACAAUGAGCCAAGUGACUCUCCAACUGAGGCACCCAGUCCUUCAAACAGUCCCAGUCCAACACAGGCCAAUUCGGCAGAAGAAACACAAAAUGCACCAUCCUCUGAUGAUUCAAGCCCUUCACCGACGGAGAACAAGCCCGAAACUCAAGCUACUCAAUCAAACGCGCAACCGACUACCGAAGAGUCCAAGCCAUCUCCUACGAAUGACAACAACAACGAUAGCUCUAGCGAAGACAGCCAGCCGUCUGCCUCCGAAAUCACCACAUCCGAAAUCCUAUCGACCAUCGUUACAAUUACAGGCAGCAAGGGCCCAGAAACUAGCAUAGUGCUGGUUACGGCUAUUAGGACUCAAAGGGUCACCGCUACUGAAGCGUCUGCCUCAGCGACGAACUCGGAUGAUGCCGAGGCCAUUGAUUCUUCCAAGGGCAGCGGUGGCGGUGGUGGACUGGACCAAAAGAGCAAGGUUGCCAUCGGCGUUGCCGUUCCAAUUGCUGCCAUUGCCCUCCUUGCUCUCCUCGGACUGUUCUGGUGGAAGAAGCGGAAGACCAGAAGGCAGGCCGAGGAGGAGCGUCGCAAGGAGGUUGAGGAUUAUGCUUACAACCCCAAUGCCGACCCUACGAUCCCAGCUGUUGGAAUGGCGGAUGGCGGUUAUGAGAUGAGGGAAGAUGGAUCCUCAGGCUACCGUGGUUGGGGCAACACCACAAUCGGCUCGACCGGGCGCAAGGCCUCCACCACUAUGUCUGGUGGCGUUAAUGGCCAAGCUUAUUCUGACGUUACUUCUCCGACCCGGGGUAACUUUUCGGAUGCACGAUCGGGUGAGCCCCUGAUGGACGGCUCACACUCUCCAGAGGGUGAGAUCCUGGGAGCCAUGGGCCCCUCAGCUGCCAACAACCGUGGCGCCGAGGUGCACCGCGGACCUUCCAACGCCUCAUCUUCAUACAGUGCCGCUGCCCGAUCCGAUGCCUCAGACCCCAUGGGAGUACCAUAUGGCGCCGGUGGCUCGUACUACGAUCAAUACACUCAGAACCCAUACACCGAUAACGUACCACAGCAAGCGGUUAUCCGAGACAACCCGGCUCGUCGAAACACACGCAUUGAAAGUCCCUCUCACUACCCUCAACAGAGCGCGGGUAUCUCUCAAAACUUUUAA
Fusarium vanettenii 77-13-4 is the source of this 1362-nucleotide messenger RNA. RefSeq lists its product as uncharacterized. The transcript has a single exon. The record is from RefSeq and is a predicted model, not a curated record. Bases 1 to 1362 code for a protein of 453 amino acids. Lineage: Eukaryota; Fungi; Ascomycota; Sordariomycetes; Hypocreales; Nectriaceae.